Molecule: messenger RNA, 4644 nt
Organism: Oreochromis aureus
Lineage: Eukaryota; Metazoa; Chordata; Actinopteri; Cichliformes; Cichlidae
Product: atrial natriuretic peptide-converting enzyme-like
Exons: 11
Coding region: 1700-3643 (647 amino acids)
Biological process (GO): non-canonical Wnt signaling pathway; canonical Wnt signaling pathway
Cellular component (GO): plasma membrane
Molecular function (GO): Wnt-protein binding; Wnt receptor activity
Source: RefSeq, a predicted model, not a curated record
CACCUUAAAGGCCGGUCCGUGAAAAUAGUGUCGGACAUAAACCGAUCCAUGGCGCAAAAAAGGUUGGGGACCGCUGUUUUAGGGAACUUAGAUAUGAUUAAUACCUUUGUCACAUUUGCAAGAUUAGCAUGAAGCUGCAAGUAUUAGUCAGCUCUUGGGUAAUACAGAAACUGGGGGGAGGGAAUAAUGCAAUUACUCUUUUCAAAGGAAAAAAAAAGAAGGUUCUAAAAGUAAAACCAAGGAAAAGAAAAAACCCACAAUGUUGUUAGAAUUUGCUGACAUAAUAUACAGGACCUGGAAAUCCCGAAGUUAAAAUGGGAUAUGCAUCAUUGAGAAUGACCAAUCAAAGAUCCUGUGGGAUUUCCAGAUACACACGGAAAUCUCAUGAUAGCUAACAAACCGCCCAUGGCAGUCGUGGACAAGCAGAGGAAGAAGAAGAGUGAUAGAUACCAAGUGAUAGUAACACCAGGGAAAAGGAACAAGAGAAGCUGGAAAAAUACCUGGGCUGAGAGAGGAGAAGAGAAAAGAUGCGGAGGGCGAAGGCAUCACUGGUCCCCGUGGUAAUCUGAACACUUGGGGCAGUGACCCCCAACGCAAACAAACAACAAACAACACAAACAACACAUCUGGACAACUUCUCAGACUUCCGUUGAUUGAGCGAAAUUGAUGAUCUUUAAACACAGACAAUAACCUAACAGGUUGUUUCAUCAAGAAACCCAUCCAUAUUUUGCAGUGAUGUCUUUUUCUAGGUCAUAUUGCAUAAGACUAUCAACUAAUUGUCUUACCGGUAAAGCAGUGCACUCUUCUCGAAAUAAAAAUUCCAGAAACGUCACGUGUUCACAGCUGUUUUUGUAAAGCAGUUAUUAUUUUCUAAAACAUUCCGAGGACAUGUUUAGGUCAAAGUCAGAUUUAUUACAACAGUUUUAUGCAGCACAUUCUCAGCCCCCGCAAGACACCCAUAAAGCACAUAAUCAUAACCACGUGUUGUUCUUCUAUAAAGCUCUUUAUCUCUAUGAUGUAAGACUGCUGCUCUGAGACCAGUUUGGCUCUCAUUUAGUGUUGAGGUUUGUAUUGACAUGUGGUCUUAGCUUUGCUCCUAAAUCAGUUUUGCUUGUAGAAACUCCAUUGGUGGAGUCGUACUCCACCUCUAAGGCUUACAGUAAGAGACACGCUGGUUUUAACAUUUGUUUUCUUACCGUUUUUCUUCAAGUACUAGAACUAAUACGAAUUUGAUUCUUAGGCUAUUCAGUAACAUCGGAUUUUAUAUUGUAGGCUGUGUGAUGAAGUAUUCUGUUAUUUAUCUGGUAAAAUCAAAACUUGAGUCACAAUGACAGCAGAGUACAGUAAAGUGUUCACAUUUACUUUGUAACUUUGUUAUUUUCUGACCAGAUGUCAGGGUUAUUGUGCCAGUGUUUGCCAAUACACUCUCACCCCCAGGCGUGAAAGCACAUAACCACAAGCAGAUGUUUUGCUUGCAACUAAGCUCAGAAUCGGUCUCCUGCUCUGAGAUCAGUUUGGUUCUUAUUUGUGUUGGGCAACCUGUUUAAAUGUGACCUUAACAGUGGUCCUAAAUCAGUGCUUUGUUUGUAGAAACUCCAUUUGUGGACUCAUACUCCACCUCCACAUUCUCACAUAGUUUAGCAAACCUCCUAAAGCUUUGCUAAACUAUCCAGGACAGUUUUCAAGCUUACUACGAGCCAUGAAGCAUUUGUUUUUGGUGGUUUUGGGUUUGCUGUCUCUUCAGUGGGUACACAGCAGGAGCGAUGACAGGACAAACUGCAAGCCAUUUACAGCCAGCUUUUGUCAAGGUGUAGGGUACACCACUACCCUUCAUCCAACAGGAGUUCAAGGCUACAGCCUGCAGCAAAUUGGUCAGAUUGUGGAGACUGCUUGUUCACCGCAUGUUGCCAAACUUAUGUGUCGCAUUGUUGUGCCUGAAUGCAGCUCAGAGGACGAUAGCAGGUUGAAACCAUGCCGAGCUCUCUGUGUACAAGUCAAGGCAGACUGUGAAUCCACCCUCAGAGCAAAGCGGUUGUCCUGGCCUACAAGGCUCCGAUGUGAGACUUUACCUGACAGCAACUGUGUAGGGGCGUCAUCAGUCAUCAGUGUUACUCAGACACCGCCUUCAGCAUGUCAGCCAAUCACGGUUCCUUUCUGCAAAGACAUGACUUACACAGAAACUGUGCUGCCCAGGCAGGAAACCCAAGACAAUAUAGCCUUAACAAUAAACCGGUUUAAUCCACUUGUGACAUCAGGAUGCUCCCCUCAUCUGAAGCCAUUCUUAUGCUCCGUCUACGUUCCUGAGUGUGUGUCAGGAAAACCUCGUCCACCUUGCAGAACACUCUGUGAGCAUGCAAGGUCCAGCUGUGGAGCACAGAUGAGAAGUUUAAGUUUGGAGUGGCCCGAAGCUCUCAAGUGUGAAGCAUUUACCACAGAGUCCUGUGAACAUGCUCCAGUCAUCAGUGUUAGUCAAGCAUCCUCUGCAGCAUGUCAGCCAAUCACCGUUCCUCUCUGCAAAGACCUGCAUUACACAGAAACUGUGCUGCCUGAGCAAGAAACCCAAGAUGAUAUAAGGUUGGAGAUACAUCAGUUUUAUCCACUUGUUAAUGUGAGGUGCUCCUCCCACUUAAAGCCGCUAUUGUGCUCCGUCUACGUUCCUGAGUGUGUGUCAGGGAAACCUCGUCCUCCCUGCAGAACUCUCUGUGAGAAAGCAAAGUCCGGCUGUGAGCCACUGAUGAACAAGUUUGGCAUAGCAUGGCCUGAAAAACUGAAGUGCACAGCAUUUACUACAGAGUCCUGUGAGCAUUAUGGAGUGAGCAGCAGCGGUGGGGUCUGUGAGCCAAUCACCAUACCAAUGUGCCAGGGUCUGUCCUACAACCAGACCCUCAUUCCAAAUCUUCUGGGACACACAAGCCAAAGAGAAGCAUUCACGAAGAUGUCCUUUUUCAACUCCAUGGUGCAAACCGUGUGCUCGGUGGACAUACGCACCUUCCUGUGUCGGGUUUAUGCCCCUCAGUGUGAGGCAGGGCAAGCGCAGUGGCCCUGCAGGUCAUUCUGUGAGAAAGCCAGACGGGACUGUGAGGGACUGAUGUCCAAUUUUGGCAUUUCCUGGCCAGAAGAGCUGCAGUGCAGCUCAUUCCCAGAGGAAAUGUGCAUAUCAGAAGAAAAAAGGCCUAAGAUGUUGAACGCUGAAGAUGUCGCUGCUAAACUGGAGGCUGGUGGCUAUUCUGUUCAUGGAAAAGCUCUUACUCUCAGUACUGCUCGCCUGCUGCUGACUCUCAUGGAUGCAGACCAGUCUGGAGACCUGGAUGUGGUGGAGUUCUUCAAACUGGAGCGUUUUGUGGGCGCUAUCAGGAGAGAAUACGUGGAGAGCUAUGGGAGCAGGAAUCAACCCUCUGUUACUGAGAACCAAAUGAAAAAGGCUUUGGUUGCCCGCGAAUUUCAUUUGGAUGAUGAAACCUUCAGAGUUCUGUGGCAGGAAUAUCGCUCAGAGGGUGGGAUCAACUAUGAUAAAUAUGUGGCUGCCCUGACAAAACUUCAGAUCCUCAAAGAUCGUUUCAAGGCCCAUCUGCUGAACUUGCCCUGUGACUGUCAAGUGGCCAGCUUCACAAUCAACCAGUUUAUGAAGACAGCCUUUGUGUGAGGAGCAAGCAGAAGCAGAGCUGAACUGACCAAAAGAGGUCAGUACAUAGGAAAUAGCUGCAUAGCAAUUUAGUAAUGCAGAACUCUACAAAAUAUAUAUGACUGAAAUUCUCUUUAAUGACAAACAUUUAUUUUUGAAUAACAGCAAUAUUAAAGUGACAAUAAACACAGAAAAUAAAGUUUUCAAUGCCUGAAGUCUGAUUUCAAUGUUAGUUUUAAAAUGUACUGCUGAGUCACAUACACAUUACCAUUUUGCAAAAUCUUUACAUGCUCACAAUAAAAUAUUGUGAAAAAUGUUCAAGAAACCUUUUCUGCACGUUCUUAGUUGACAAAAAUAAUGACAUUACAUUUGGAAGUUAUAAUUGUCAUGGUCCUGGGUCAUGUGACUCAGUAUUCUGAGUUUCUUGAUGUUUUUGUUAUUCUUUUCAGUCUAGUUUCAUUUCAGUUUAUCUAGUUACAUUCUGUCAUGCCUAGGUUACAGUUUUAGUUCAUGAUUUAUCAAGCUCCCCAUUUGUCUCAUCCCUGGGUGAAGUUUUCUGUGUUAAGUCUUCGUGUGUUUAUCUUUCAUGUUUCAUGUCCAAGUUUUCUUUAUCUGUCAAGUUCGAGUCAUGUCUGGGUCUCAUUAUGUUUCCCGUUUUAUUUUGAAGGAGCCUUGUGUUUUUUGUUUAUUAUAUUUAGCUUCACGUCCCCUGUCCUGUCAUUAUGUUAAUUGCUGUCAGCUGUUUUCCCCAUGUGAUUCCGCUUCCCCUGAUCAUUCCUUAUGUGUACUUAGUCUGUGUGUUUCCGCUCAGUCUAUGUCAGAUCAUCUGUUAUCCUCACCACCAGAUUUCAUAGGUUUGCCUCAUUGUUUCACUGUGUUUCCUAGUUUACUCAGUGUUCAUAGUUUUUUCACUGAGUGUCACACCCCUUUGUUAACGCAGUGUUCAUAGUCUCCUUAGUUACCCUAAUUUCAUGUUUCUUGUGCCAUCAGCCACAAUAAAGGCUCGCUUUAUUUUGAAACUU